Molecule: messenger RNA, 1382 nt
Organism: Anopheles maculipalpis
Lineage: Eukaryota; Metazoa; Arthropoda; Insecta; Diptera; Culicidae
Gene: ND-39
Product: NADH dehydrogenase [ubiquinone] 1 alpha subcomplex subunit 9, mitochondrial
Exons: 3
Coding region: 117-1322 (401 amino acids)
Cellular component (GO): mitochondrion
Molecular function (GO): protein-containing complex binding
Source: RefSeq, a predicted model, not a curated record
GUUUGACAGCUGGCAAAUGAUUUUUCUUCCCAACUAAAAACACCAGGCAGGGAAGGAAUCCGAACGAAAGAACUGCAUCGAAAGGGCCCCGUAAAUUGCGGUUUAUUGUCCCGAAAAUGGCAUCUCUAAUCCUUGUAAAUGGGGUGCAACUGGCAAAACAACAAACCGGGCUGCUCGGGAUCGUCUGUCUGAAGGCCAACUAUAGCAGCGAUGCACCGCGCAAGAUUAAAACCACCAAUCUAGCCGCUAUGAAACGCGGUACCGGUGGCCGUUCGAGUUUCAAUGGGAUCGUUGCGACGGUGUUCGGUAGCACCGGGUUUCUCGGUCGUUAUGUGUGCAACAAGCUGGGAAAAAUUGGCAGUCAAGUCAUCAUCCCGUACCGGGCGGAUCACUACGAAGCGUUGCGUCUCAAGCUGGUCGGCGAUCUCGGCCAGGUACUGUUUCAUCCGUACAAUCUGCGGGAUGAGGAAGCAAUUUACAAGGCGGUUAAAUACUCGAACGUCGUGAUUAAUCUGGUUGGACGCGAUUGGGAGACGAAGAACUUUACCUUCAAGGAUGUGCACGUGGAUGGCGCACGCCGUUUGGCACGGAUUGCUCGUGAGGCUGGAGUAGAGAAGUUUGUUCAUGUGUCGAGCCUGAACGCGACACCGAACCCGCAACCGUUCUUCACGAAGGAGGGCAGCAAAUUCCUGCAGAGCAAGUACUACGGUGAGCUGGCGGUGAGGGAAGAGUUCCCGGAGGCGAUCGUAUUCCGUCCGUCGGACAUUUACGGCCAGGAGGAUCGUUUCCUGCGCUACUAUGCGCACAUUUGGCGCCGGCAGUUCCGUGCCAUGCCGCUGUGGUACAAGGGCGAGCGCACGAUUAAGCAGCCGGUGUACUGUGCGGAUUUGGCGCAGGGUAUUGUGAACGCGAUCAAGGAUCCGGACAGCCAGGGCCAGACGUAUCAGGCCGUAGGUCCGCGUCGGUACAAGCUAUCGGCGUUGGUGGACUGGUUCCAUCAGGUGAUGCGGAAGGAUGAGAAGUGGUGGGGCUACUAUCGGUACGAUCUGCGCUACGAUCCGACGUUCCGUAUGAAGGUGCUGCUGACGGAGCUGGUGUCGCCGUCGUUCCCGAUCGGCGAUGUGCAUACGGAGCGUGUGGAGCGUGAGUACGUGAGCGACGAAGUGCAGAAGGGUGUACCGACACUGGAGGAUUUGGGCGUCAAUCUGACGUACAUGGAGGAUCAGGUUCCAUGGGAACUGAGACCGUACCGUGCCGCCCUGUACUACGAUGCUGAGCUAGACGAAUUCGAAAAACCAACGCCACCACAGUACAUCCAGUAAAGGAGCAUGGCUUCCGUGCGUAUUCUAGUGUAGAGUGCGAGCGAGCGAAUUGUGGUUGGU